Messenger RNA from Schistocerca gregaria, 2013 nucleotides. RefSeq names its product protein jim lovell-like. The transcript is spliced from 2 exons. Gene Ontology annotation, molecular function: protein binding. Gene Ontology annotation, cellular component: nucleus. The coding region runs from base 294 to 1628 and encodes 444 amino acids. The record is from RefSeq and is a predicted model, not a curated record. NCBI's taxonomy places the organism in Eukaryota, Metazoa, Arthropoda, Insecta, Orthoptera, Acrididae. Gene Ontology annotation, biological process: regulation of transcription by RNA polymerase II.
AUCUACCGGCGCUUUCCCGCUUGGUCAGGCGCUCAAAAUUUCUGGAACAGCAACUGUAUCUACGAUUUGGAAGAGAAUCUGUACUACGGAUUAUCUGUUAUUCUCAAAUGAUUGAAGAUUCCACACGCUGAAAUCUGCGAAACAUUACUUCACUGCAUGAAGAUUACCUAUUUGGAGAUAAUUGUUUUUGUGUUGUUGCAAGAAAACUAAACUUUACUAGUAAAUGGUGUUACUGUAGUAGUUGAGGCAUAUUUAUACAAGAGAUUGAGGUCUCGUGAACACAGCUAAAGAAAAUGGACCAGAGCAACAAUGUUCAUUUAAGAUGGAAUAAGCACCAGUCUACUUUGGUGUCUGUUUUUGAUGCCUUGUUGGACAAUGAGAAAUUAACAGACUGCACAAUUAGUGCACAGGGGCAGCAUUUAAGAGCACAUAAAAUAAUUCUUUCAGCAUGUAGUCCAUAUUUUGAGGAACUGUUCACUAAAAACUAUGAGAAGCAUCCUAUUAUCAUAUUGCACGAUGUAAAGUAUGCCGUGGUGAAGGCAUUGAUGGAUUUUAUGUACCGUGGUGAAGUAAAUAUACCACAUGAGGAGCUUAGUUGUGUUCUGAAGCUCUCGGAGUCCCUUCAGAUAAGGGGGCUGUCUGGCAGUGGAUGUGUGGAUGACGCCAACGUACAGAAAGGCAGAGGAAGCAAUGCACCAUCAGUACCUCCAGAAACUCGGCAAUCUGAACCUCCUCCUGUGUCACACUUUACCUCAGAUCAGACAGAGCUAGAUGAUAAUGUACAGUCAUUUAGAAGAUGCUCUCCAGUUGUGUCCUCACAGGACUUAGGUACGAGGGAAUUAGAUUCUGAUUGUAAAUCCAUCGAAAAGUACGGAACAAGUAUUAAUCAUUUUGGUUCUGAUAGGAGUAAAGGCCAAAAUGUGCUUCAAGAGGUCAUCACUCCUGACCUUGAUAGUGUGCAUCAGCUUCCAUCUCAAAGACAAGUAUUGCCAGUAAUGAGUAACUCAACUUCUGAACCACUUUUCAGUCCAAUUCCUUCUCAGUCUGUGUGUAAUGAGUUGCAGAGUCCCAGUGGUGAAAUGGCUGUUACAGAAAAUGAACAGUUCAUAAUGCCAGAAGCAGUAUUAGCAGACAAUAGGUCAGCAGAUAUGACUACACACCAACUGGAGGAGGUACCAAUAGAAAUAAAAUCUGAGAUCCUUGAGACUCAUAUGGAAAUUGUGGAAGAUCUUACUGCCGAUGACAGCAAUUAUCCUGGCGAUGAUGAUUAUCGUGAUGAUUGUGACGGUGCUGAAGUUGACAAUGCAGAAGUCAGGAGAGUAAGUGAAGGUCUGAAAUGUGAAGAGAAUUUUUGUACUCGAGGGAUUAACCAUAUACAUUCGAUAUUUGGCAGUGCUGAUUUGAAUAGCAUGACUUCGACAACAUCCCAGACGGUAUCGCGUAAACGGUUUAGUUGUCAUUCUUGUGGAAAGUCGUAUCAGCAUCCACAAGGGCUAUGGAGACACAUGAAGCUUCAGUGUGGUAAAGAGCCCCAGUUUCAGUGCUCUCACUGUGACUAUCGGUUUACUAGGGGUGAUAAUUUAAAGAGACAUAUGGCUGCUCGCCAUUAUCACCUGCAGAAAAAGUAAGUUCUUUUUGAAGGGGAUAAAUGUUAAUUUGAACUUAAAACCAAGAGAGGGGUGAGUUUUGUCAAACUAGUUCCUGAUCAUUAGAGUGGGUGGUUUUGCGUGUGAUUUAUUUCAUCAGUGGCAGCGUGUAUGUGUAACCUGCUCGAGGUAGUUAUUCCCUGUGCUGUAUGGAUAGAGAUUCAUCCUUCUGUAUCUUGUGUCUGUUAUGAGUGUAUUUUAUGUUUAUGUGGAAACUUGGCAGUUCCAAAGUGUGUGAAGUAAUUGUCCAUGAGAGAGAUAUUACUACCUAUUUAAUGCAGUGAUUAUGCUAGUAAUGGUAUUGUAUUGUCAUCAGUUAUAUAUUUUGUUGUAAACAAAAGACCUUAAAUAUAUGAGUGCAAAUCAA